Arabidopsis thaliana (thale cress) is the source of this 189-nucleotide messenger RNA. RefSeq lists its product as uncharacterized. The record is from RefSeq and is marked reviewed. Bases 1 to 189 code for a protein of 62 amino acids. The transcript has a single exon. Lineage: Eukaryota; Viridiplantae; Streptophyta; Magnoliopsida; Brassicales; Brassicaceae.
AUGAAUAAAUUCAGGGGUCUAUUUGUUGGAAAUAUGAGAAAUUUAAUUUUGUGGCGUUGGAGAAAGGAACAAGUUGGAGCUGCUCGAGUCUUUGUUUUUUUGGUCGCGUUGGCGGGACAGUCUGUCAUGCUUGUGUUUGCCCCUCUGUUUUCGCUUGUAUUUACGAGUUUUGCCAUUCUAGUUUUCUGA